This is a messenger RNA of Trypanosoma theileri, 5229 nucleotides long. RefSeq lists its product as uncharacterized. The transcript has a single exon. The coding region runs from base 1 to 5229 and encodes 1742 amino acids. NCBI's taxonomy places the organism in Eukaryota, Euglenozoa, Kinetoplastea, Trypanosomatida, Trypanosomatidae. The record is from RefSeq and is a predicted model, not a curated record.
AUGCUGCGGCGCCGCAUUGUUGUACCGGCGCUCCCCUCAACCGCACUCCAGUUCGCUGAAGUAAGCAAGCGGUACACGCAGUACUCUGAGGCCUUUCAUGAGUGUUCACCCACACACUCUAAUGGUCUCUAUUCACCCAAAUUAAGGGGACUUCACAAGUCGAUAUUAUUAAAUACAGAGAUAACACCAAAGACAACAACACUACCAACAACAAAAACAAUGAAAAGAACAAAGGGAGAAUUAACGAGACUAUCUGUCUUAUCGUUUCUUGACACUGUAAAGUUGAAUGCUAUUCUAAAAAGCAGUGAAGUGGCAGGGCGGUUUACCACUACUACCGCUGCCAAUUAUACACCUUCUUCUUCUACAAAUACUCCUAAAGAUGUUGUAAUGAGAAGAAUGGGUGUACUGCCAAGUAUGGCUUCACAAAGUGGUCUUUUGCGUACUACCGCAGUGCGUCUUAUGCCGGUACUUGCUGGCCCAACAUUAGACACACGCAUUGGUGAUAUUAUGAAAAUUGAUAACUCUCUCGCAGCGGAGAUGUUGCCAAAUGUGGUGCGUCUCCUCAUAGAUCCUCAAGCAGAGGGUGUUGAAAAUGUUUCCCUCAGUGAUUUUGCAGCUAUGCAACCAAAAAGACAACUGGCGGCACUUGGAGGUAAAAAGAUUUGGCAUGAUUGGCUUAUUGAUAGUACACAUUAUAAACAAGUCGCUCGCCUAGGAUUGGAAUCACCUUAUUAUGAUUUACGAGCACUCCAACAGGCUGGUAUUUCAACUCUUUAUCAAUGGGCAGAACAACCAGAUCUUGUAAAGGUUUCAUCCUAUACGAGAAGUUUGUUAGAUGCUGCCGUAGAAAAAAGUGUUGAGGCUUAUGUUGUGGAGGUAGCAAAAGUAGUCAAUAAAAGUAUUUUAUUAGAAGAUACAUUGAUAUCAUGGGCUGCAGAUACAAUUGGAAAGUUUGUCCUUGAUACAUUACGUAUUUCAAUGGAACAAGCAACAGCCCAACGAGAUGCUUCUGGCAUAAAUGGUACAUCAUCAUCAUCAACAACAACAUCAACAUCAUCCUCAUCCUCUUCAUCAUCAACGGUAUCAAUGACAGGAAUGAAUGAGAAUGGAAUGGAUCAGCCGGCGAUAGCCGCUAUGAACUCCAAUGCAUCACCGAAUAUAAGACCAGGAGAAGUUUGUACGCUUGAACAUUAUCACCGUCUUGCAAGGAAAGUAUUGGCAAGUGUUCGAAAAGAGUAUAUAGCCCAGAGACAGGCAGAUCAAGGAAAUAACAAUGCGACAAAAAUACAGCUGGAUAGCCAAGCAGAAGCAGAGAUUCGUGAAAAAGCCUAUACCACACUUAGUGAUGCGAUGUUAAGAGUAUUAGAAGCUCAAUCACCUAAUAUGCCACAGGAAUUACAUUCAUUACGGGAUUAUGGAUUUUUGGCAUUAGAACGACUUCCAGGAUUACUUCGACAAGCCUCCUCUGUUCUUCAACUUCAAAGUAUACCCGUGAGAUACUUUGUCUUUCAUAGUACUGGUGAACGUGAAGAAGAUGAAUUGGAAAGACAAGAAUUUGAAUUAUUCCCUUAUAAUAAUACUUCUGGUGCUACCACAACCACAUCCGGUGGUGGUAAUGGUAGUAGUAAUAUUAAUAGUAAUAAUAGUAGUGGUGGGGCCACGCUGAAUGUAACCGCACCAGCGUUAGUAAGUGGAAUAUUUCUUGCGGGGACGGGAAAUUGUAAUAUUACAUUAGGUGAAUGGCCUGGAUUUCCACAACCCCCACCAUCUUCCUUAGGAGGAGGAGGAGGAGGAGGAGGAAGUGGAGGAAAUACAAACGAUCCACUACAGAAUGAAUAUUUUUCAGUAUUACAUCGUUUGAAAAGGCAUACAACUCGUGUUGCCCGUACGAGUAUUUUUGAAACUAUUAAGAGAGCAGAUGAUUUUCGUAAUGGAUUUAAUGCCGUAGAGGCACUUGGUCUUCAUCAACUUUUAGGAACUGCAAAACUUGUGGAAGAUCGUUUAAUCUCUGUAUUAAAUUGUUAUUAUAAUUCCUCUUCUAUAUCCAAACCGAUACAUUUUAUUGAAGCUGGUCAUUCUGGUGGUAAAUCUUCCAUGUUACAACGUCUUUCUAAACGUAUGAAUGAAAGUGGACGAAAUACCGUUACUGUACGUUACAGUGGAACAGCAACACCAUUUACACCAGGAUUAGAUGAUCAUCCACUUGCUUUUCCAGCUAGAUUUUGGUUUCGGGUGGCAUUAUCAUCUUGUCCUUAUCUUGUACGUACAGAAGAACUUUUUACACGUGCCCCAAAGUCUGUGAUGUGGUGGGCGAAUAGGUUAAAUUGGUCUUGGGAACAAUAUCAAAAGUGUAUUCGUCUUCCUAAUCAAAAAGAAGGUGAACCAUCAUCUUUACAUGCAAUUCUUGUAGAUGAUAUAGAUCGUGUUUUGGAUGCUAUGGAAAAUAGAUUUGUUCAUGCAACUUUUUCUGUAAAUGGUAUAUUAAAUGGGGCAAAUAAUGUUCAUCCUCUUCCUUCAUACUCUAAUAUUACAGGAGAUGAAACCCAUGAAGUUGGUACUACUUCUACUAAUACUGGUCAUAAUCAUGAGAAGAGAUAUCAUGAUAAAAAGAUAUUAGGUAAUAACUCAUCUCCAUCAUUAUUGACAUCCAUGACACAAUAUAAACCAUAUGUACCAUUUCAUCCAGAUAUGGUAGAAGCAGCUUUGGCUAGAAUAACAGUUGCCGUUGGACAAUUAGAUAUGGUUUUUACUGGACACCGUGUAAGUAAGAUGUUUCUUACACAUGCAGAUACUCCUGUUAGACGAUAUUUUAUUCCUCUUGCUAAUGGUAUUGGUUUACAACAACGUCUACGUGUUUUACCUUUAAUAUCUGUUUUAUAUGCACUACAUCAACGUUCACGUCUUGAGUUUUCAGGACUUAUGUAUGAAGUUCUAAAGAAUUGUCCUGGUCUUCUUGGAUAUACACUUGAGGUAUUUUGGUCUGGAAGAGCUGCUUUAAUGGAUCUCCGGGGUGGAGCCCCUCGUCUUAUGCAAUGGAGUAAUACACAUCCACUUUUUCGUAGUAAUGUCCCAACAGAAUUAUUUGCUGAACUUCCACAACGUAAUUUUUUGCUUCAAAAUUUACCAGAAGCACGUUUACGAUUGGUGGAAUUGUUACAACGACAAUUAAGCAGUCCAACAGGAUAUCUUACGACUGGUGUAGAUACAACUUUACAGGAUGAACGAGAUGGACUUAUUGUUCCUUAUAAUAAUACCACUUGUCAAGUACACCCUUUUGCACUUUUUACUAUUUUUACCCAUCAAGAUCCAUUGGAAUCACCAAAAGAAGCAACAGUAGUACGUGCUUGGGGUGAAGUAUGGGCAGAGUAUUGUGCUGUUGUAAAUACAAUGGGUACAAGUAAUGAACGGAAACGUGAUGCCCUUCGUGUACUUCUUCAUGGUGCUUUACUACUUCGUGUGGUAGCUGUUUCUGGAGCACAAAUGGAUCUUAAUCUUAAAAUACCACCGUAUGGUUUCCCAUUACUUGCCUCACCAACACGCAUAAAGCAAAAGGGGGGCGCAGAGCCUUUAGUAACAAAGGCUACACCUGAAACUGUACGUAAAGCUUUAGCCGCCUAUAAGACAUUUUUUGCUCAAACAGAACAGACACAUUUCCCAUUCCGUCCAAGUGUUGGACUUAAUGGAGGAUGUGAUGUGGUUUCUAUUGCAGGUACAACAUUAGCUUUAUAUGAUCUUGUUACAACUCCUGAGGCAUUAAAAGAUAUCAGUUAUCGCUUCGCUGAAGCCCUUUUGGGGGUAUUACAUUGUUUAGGAAAAAAUGUUUUACCACAGAAUAGAAUUCGUCAAAUUCACUACGUUAGUGUGGUUUCUAUUGAUCAAUCUAUAUCCUUUACCUCAACUAAUGGAGGAGGAUGUGGAAUUGGAGUUUGUGGCGGUGGAAGUAGUGGAAAUGUGAUGAAUGCAGUUUCGGGAGUUGGUUCCUCAUCCUCUAUGGCGACGGAUGAUGUAUUUGCCUCCCCACCUACAUCUGUAGUCCCAUACUUUCUUGAUCUUAGCGCUGUCUUUGAGGAUGAUGUGAUUGACCGUCUUCGUGCCUUACAGGAUGUGCUUGGUAUCAGUAAAGAGUUCCGCACCCUGAAUGACCUGCUGGAUGAGCUGGAGAGUGCCCAUCACGUGUAUGUCCACCAGGACGUGGUGGCCUCCUCGCAGGAACUCGAGUCGCUUCUCUCGACGACACUCACGCAACUCGUGCCGGACGCGACGGUGCUGCCGGCGUACGCGGCGGAGCUCGUCUCGCCCGACGCCCUGCUGCUCGAUCUGCUCGAGGCGGGCGAGGCGGAGAUGUUGGAGGCGGAGCGGGCCGAGCGCGGCGAGCGGGGCGGCGGCGGCGGGGCGGAGGCGGAGGAGAUGCGGCGGGAGGCGGCACUCGCGCGGGAGGCCGGCGGCGGCGGCGUGGCGGUCUGCGCCGAUGCGGAACACCUGCAGGAGUCGGCGGAGAUGUUGGAGGCGCUCCUCAACGACGCCCUCGCAGACCCCGUCCACCGCAGCGCAGAGGAGCAACGCACACACGAUACCGCACAGGAGGCACUACUCGCCGAUAUCGCCGCAGAGGAUGCGAUUAAUAAUAGCAUACCAGUGCCAGAUACAAAUAUUUCAAAGGCACACUACGAGGAUGCCCUCGCUUGGUUGCAUGAUAUCAUCACACCACCAGCCGCAGAGCAGCAGGGGAAUAGAGGAGAUGAUAACGUCAUCGUCACCACUACACUUUCCGGGGCAGUCCCACAGCAAACCACAAAUGGAGGCGCUUUUGUUUCGCUGAGUAAUGACGAAGAUGAAGAAGAGCAGGAACAUGAGCAGGCGCCCAAUCUGAAGGAAAAGGAAGUAGUGAAGGAAGUCCAUGCGAGUGGAGGAGGUAGUGAAAGAAAAAAGGCAGCAGAGAGUAAUAAAAAGAAAACUACUACUACUACUACUACUAGCAGCAACAGCAACAGCAGGAAUAGUCGGCCAUCAUCACGUCAACAGCGAUCAAAGCCACAACGUGGUAAAGCAAAGAAACAGAGUGUUUCAACGUCAACAGGACGGAAAAAGGCAUCCAGUGCUGCUACUACCAUGAAUACAAGUAGUAGUAAUAGUAAUGCAAAACGAAAAGCAGCAGCGGCAAAAAAGAAUAGUAAAAAGUCAUCUACGUCCUCAACAGUGACAACAGGAAAGAAAAACAAAAGAAGGUAG